CAUUGCUGUGUAACCACGGUGACAUGUAACAUCACCAAAAGCCCCCCAUCAUGCGUGCAGCAGCUUGAACCUGGCAGGGGAGGAGAAUGUGCUGCUUUACCUGACUAUAUUCAUAAUAAAUCAGACCAAUUCCUGACAUUUUUUUUCAAAUGUUUGCAGUCAUCUGAUGCGGGGUGAGGCUGCUGUCUGGAAGAGAAGCGAGGAGAGGCUAAUAUGAAGUCAACAUUUGGCAAGCCAGAUCCAGGAAAGCACCACCAGUCAUUUUGAAGCCAACAUGACGCACCAUCUCCGGUAAAAGCUGCCCCACCCACUCUCCCCGCUCAUCCUACCAAAGCCAAGCAAGAGUGAGGAACGCUCCAGACAGAACCGGAGCCGACAUGGGUCCACCGUGCGAGCACACCGUAGCAACGGCAGCUUCCUGCAAGCGCUGGGGUCACCGUUGUCUGCGGAGGAAGCUGAGGCCCAUGCGCAUCUUCGGGUUUGUGGUGAGCCUGCUGGCCAUAAGUGCCGUCUCCAUCUGUGCCUUGACUUGGUCCUCCAUGGGUGAUUCCCUGGUCCCCCUGGAGAGUGUCCGCCAGUCGGUGCCCCGAAGGACUCUGCUCUCCAGUCAGCAGCAGCAGGAGGCCAACACGUCAGGCAACAGGUCGGUCGCAUCCAAAUCGAGCAACGAAAGCCAAGGGGAGUACCCGCCGGACCUUUUUACCCUGGAGGAGAGGCGCCAAGGAGCCGUGAUCCUCCACAUGUUCGGCAUGAUCUACAUGUUCAUCGCCUUAGCCAUUGUGUGCGACGAGUUCUUUGUCCCGGCGCUCACCGUCAUCACAGAGAAGCUGACCAUCUCGGACGACGUGGCCGGCGCCACCUUCAUGGCAGCAGGUGGCUCCGCCCCAGAGCUCUUCACCUCCAUCAUCGGGGUCUUCAUCUCGCACAGCAACGUGGGCAUCGGCACCAUCGUGGGCUCGGCUGUCUUCAACAUCCUCUUUGUCAUCGGCAUGUGCGCCAUCUUUUCCAAGGAGAUCCUCAACCUGACGUGGUGGCCGCUGUUCCGUGACGUCUCCUUCUACAUCCUGGACCUCAUCCUGCUCAUAGUCUUCUUCCUGGAUAACUUCAUCUCUAUGUGGGAAAGUAUCACGCUGCUCUCGGGAUACGCCGCCUAUGUCAUCUUCAUGAAGUUCAACAGCAAGGUGGAGGGCUUCGUCAAGAGCUGCAUGAACAAGAACCAAGUGGUGGAGGUGGAGGUGCAGCCCAAGGAUGAGAAGGCGAGUCCCGGGGCGCCCGAGGAUGACGGCAAGUUGUCGGCCAGGCCUCGGCUUCAGAGGGGGGGUAGCUCGGCCUCCUUGCACAACAGUUUGAUGAGGAACAGCAUUUUCCAGCUCAUGAUCCACACCUUGGACCCAUUAAGUGAAGAAUUUGCUGACUCUGAGCUGGGGACUUAUGGGAAACUAAAAUAUUAUCACUCAAUGACUGAGGAAGGGAAAUUCCGAGAGAAAGCGUCCAUCCUUCACAAGAUUGCGAAAAAGAAAUGCCAAGUGGAGGACAGUGAGAAAGCCAAUGGUGUCGCCAGCCGUGCAGACAAGAACCUACCAAACAGCUCCAACGUGCAGGUGGAGGUGACCCCGCCCAUGAAUGGCACCGCAGGCCAAGAGGGUGAAACGGCUGGGGACGAGGAGGAAGACGACCAGCCUCUGAGCCUCUCCUGGCCCGAAACCGGUCGCAAGCGGUUCACCUACCUCUUCAUCAUGCCCAUCGUCCUCCCUCUGUGGCUCACAUUGCCUGACGUCAGGAAACCGUCAUCAAAGAAGUUCUUUCCCAUCACUUUCCUGGGUGCCAUCUGCUGGAUCGCAGGCUUCUCCUACCUAAUGGUGUGGUGGGCACACCAGGUUGGAGAGACCAUCGGGAUUACAGAGGAGAUUAUGGGUCUGACUAUAUUAGCGGCUGGAACCUCCAUCCCUGACCUCAUCACCAGUGUUAUUGUGGCACGCAAGGGCCUGGGGGACAUGGCUGUAUCCAGCUCCGUCGGCUCCAACAUCUUUGACAUCACAGUCGGGCUGCCAUUUCCUUGGCUGAUGUGGUCCUUCUUCAGCGGCCUGAAGCCAGUGGCGGUCAGCUCCAACGGCCUCUUCUGUGCCAUCGUGCUCCUUUUCCUCAUGCUCCUCUUCGUCAUCAUCUCCAUCGCCGCCUGCAAGUGGCGCAUGAGCAAGUUGCUCGGCUUCAUCAUGUUCAUGCUCUACUUCGUCUUCCUGGUGGUCAGCGUCAUGCUGGAGGACCGCGUCCUUAUCUGUCCCGUGUCCGUCUGAGGGUCACCCAGCACAAAGCCCAACUUCCUUUUCCCCUUUUACGGCCAUCCUCAUUGGCGGCUCCCACGUGUGGUGUGUGAAGACAAUGCACGGUGGGUACGGCGACAAGAGGCGCUAACUUUCUGUGUUAUUGAAUUAGCAGGAGCCUAAUAGUGACGCAUUAUGCAUGCCAUUAGUGUCAUUUAGAGCAGGCUUAUUAAGGCUGGCAGCUUGAGGAGAACUUUCUACACGUGAGUAGAAGCUGCAAGGAAAUAUGAGAUGAUUCCUGAUGGCUUCCUUUCAACACCAUAUUUGUUUUGUUUGUUUUUUAAUGCCAGAUUUAGCAGUAGCAUUAGACGUACUGUAGCAGGACAAUCUGCUCCCUCUUGAUUGUAGAUAACUCGUCACAUUCGCCAAUAAAAAGCAUGACUACUUAAGGCCAAAACCUUUGAGAAUCAGUGUUUAAGCGUUUCUAUUGAUAGAUUAGUCACCAGGCUGCAUGGAAGAAGAAGAAGAAGAAGAAAAAAAAGAAGACACUUACAGGUGAAACCUAUUAAUCACACAUUUAAAUAACUUGUAUACCAAAAUGUACACUCGAUGUAGAAAAACACUUAUAGGCUCAGUGAUAUCUAGUGUGAAGUUCACUUUCUAAUCAAAGGUGCUUCUGUGUGCAAGCAUCCCUUAUCUAUGACUAGAUGCUAUAACAGUAUUUUGCAAAACAAAAACAACACACCCAUUUGUGUUUUGUACGAGGAACUCAUCACAAUCUGUGAGAAUAGAAUGUGGAUUUAACAGCAAUAUACGCGUCGUGUGUCCGAACCCUCCUCUGUUAUUCUAUGUUAGGCUCACUAAACACCCGCUUUACCUCAGCCUGUGUACAGCAUCUUAGUGGGAAUGAACUGUAAAUUACUAGUACAUAGAUUCUCUCGAGUGCAUGCAUCUUGGGCUGGUUACCCACCGACUGUACAGAUGAGCUUCACUUUUAUGCAUUUAAUCUGAACAAAACUACGGCUUUACUUUGUAAAUACCUUUUUUUUCCCCUUCAGAUGUUUUUUUACUCAUGUUGAACAAAUAUUGGACUGAUGCUACCUGUUUUUUUUCUCUUCAGGUAUUUAAGUGAAAAAAAAGAACACUUAUUGCCCCUCGAAAGCUCACAAAGUUAAGUAUAAAAGUGUGUUUUUGUGUCAAUUGAAGCUACUUUUUGCUUGAGUUUGGACAAUCACCGCUCACAAAUUCAAAUAUGGCUUGAGUGGCGAGCAGCGAUGCAAUAGAAAGAAAUGUAUUUAAAAAAAAAACACACAAUAGAUCUGAUUGUGGUUUCCGAAGGUAAGUGACCAUGAGAGCUGAAGAACAUGUUUGCACUGUAAAUGUGUUUAUUUUUCUUGGUGUUGAUGUAUUUAAGGUGUACAUAUAUACAGAUAGAAAUGAACCAUAUAAUCUAUAUGUGUAAAACAAAUAUGUCUCUAUGUAAAAACAAGAAAGUAUAAUAUAAUGAAACAAAUAAAGCUGAUAAUUCUAAUAUGCAACAA
Molecule: messenger RNA, 3802 nt
Organism: Doryrhamphus excisus (bluestripe pipefish)
Lineage: Eukaryota; Metazoa; Chordata; Actinopteri; Syngnathiformes; Syngnathidae
Gene: slc24a2a
Product: solute carrier family 24 member 2a
Biological process (GO): long-term synaptic depression; calcium ion transmembrane transport; long-term synaptic potentiation
Cellular component (GO): plasma membrane
Molecular function (GO): calcium, potassium:sodium antiporter activity; calcium channel activity
Source: RefSeq, a predicted model, not a curated record